Hymenoscyphus albidus is the source of this 2188-nucleotide messenger RNA. The record is from the annotation of a GenBank genome assembly. NCBI's taxonomy places the organism in Eukaryota, Fungi, Ascomycota, Leotiomycetes, Helotiales, Helotiaceae.
UGGGAGAGGAAAGGUCAAAACGUCUCUGAUUUCUACCAGGAGCUCCUUUUGUUUUUAUUAAAACUCCAGACAUCCCUCUCCUCCUCUGGACAUCGACAUCCUCUUUGUAAAGCCAAUUGAGGACCACGCGACCAUGUCCAAACCCCAGGGUACUAGCAGCUCUGAGAGUGAGUUUGAGUUCAUCGACACUCCCAAAGUUCAAGCUCCAAGUUUUGAGAAAUGGGAAGAGUGUGGUGUAAAAACCACGUCGGUAUGUGCAAUCCACUCUGCUUGGUGACACUUGUUAUGUGUCUCUCUGCAAUUCCUUCCCCAGUUCUGCUGCCUGCGAGGUCAUUGCAAUCCAUUGGAACCUAGCUAACUGUCUAUAGUACCCAGCUAUCAAAAAUGCUCCUCUACCAGCAGAUGGCUCAGGAAACGACCACUUCUCAAAUAUUGCCCUCAUUGGUCUCAUCGUCGUUGUGCCAACAUACAUGUCAUGGAAGGUUGGAGGUGGCCUCAAGACUAGCAUCUUCUUUGGUCUCUUCACCACAGUUCCAAUCUUGAUAUCUUUCUGGUAUCUCGCUUCGUCCUUUAGUCCUCGAAAGAACGAGAAGGUUUCUCUUCCAGGUCGCCCAAUUGAAUACUAUCUCACCUUCAAAAAUGCGGCGGACAAGGCCAAAUACCACGGAAAGACCAAGAUUCCUAUGGAGACUUUCUACGAGUUAUACUUCGAUGGAGGCGUCGACUUCAAUGGCGAUGCUCUUGAGGUUAUGGAAUACAGACAUGAUUGGGCAAACUUCCAAUUUACCGUUGGCUUGUUCAAACACGUCUUCUUUACUUUCGCCCCUGAAGUUAUCAUGCACACACGCUCCCAAGGUACGGACUUCUACUAAGAAUUGUGGAGAUUGUGCUAAUCAAAAUGUAGAUGAGGAACAAGUACGUGACCACUACGACCGUGGUGAUGAUUUCUACGGCUGGUUCCUGGGUCCACGUAUGGUUUACACCUCUGGUAUCAUCUCCGACCCUACUCAAGAAGAAACUCUCGAACAACUUCAAGACAACAAACUCGCCGUUAUCUGUGAGAAGAUCGAACUCAAGGAGGGCGAACGCUUGUUGGAUAUUGGAUGCGGAUGGGGAACUCUUACCAAGUUUGCCAGUGCCAACUACGGCGCAAAGGCUACCGGUAUUACUCUUGGUCGUAACCAAACUGCUUGGGGUAACGCUGGUCUCCGAAAGGUUGGCAUUCCUGAAGAGCAAAGCAAAAUUCUCUGCAUGGACUACCGUGAUAUCCCAGUCCCAGAAGGAAAGUACAACAAGAUCACUUGCGUCGAAAUGGCUGAGCACGUUGGUAUUCGACACUUCCAAACCUUUUUGAGACAAUGUAACGACAUGAUGGCCGAUGACGGACUUUUCUUCCUCCAAGUCGCAGGAUUGAGAAAAUACUGGCAAUAUGAGGAUCUCACCUGGGGUCUUUUCAUGAACAAACACGUUUUCCCUGGUGCUGAUGCAUCUGUCCCCUUGAACAACUACAUUGCUGGGUGCGAGAGUGCUGGAUUCGAGGUCAAGCACAUUGAUACCAUUGGUGUCCACUACUCGGCAACCCUCUGGAGAUGGUACAGAAAUUGGAUUGGAAACGGUGACAAGGUCAAGGCCAAGUAUGGAGACAGAUGGUUCAGAGUAAGUUUUCGUGAUAUGAUUCUGUAAAACACCCCAUACUAACUUUUAUAGAUCUGGACUUUCUUCCUCGCCUACUCUACCAUUGUCUCCCGUCAAGGAUCCGCAACUUGCUACCAAAUUACGUUAGUCAAGAACAUCAACUCUAACCACCGUAUUGAGGGUAUUGGAAGUCAGUUCGGAAUCCAGGCCGCUCUCGCUGCCAGCAAGAAUGCUGCUAAGGCACUGUUCCCUAAGAACGUCAACUGAAGUGACCCCAAGAGAAUUCUUGGGUUAAUUCAUUCGCCUGCCAAUUAGUUGGGAUGUUCAUUUGCUUGUUAGGUUGAUUGUCAUUAUACCCAGUUAAAGCAGUGACAUCAUGCCACGAACGCAAGGAGAGGUGUCAGUUGGAAUUUACGAUAACAAGCUCAAAUAGCUGUUAUGUACCUGUUGUUACAGAUCAUGGAAUCUGCGUAAUGAAAUAAAGAAGAGCUGCCUGUGGAAACUAGAUCCACUCCUAAGGUGGUGUAAUAAUGGAAGAUUUAACCUGACAAGA